Prunus armeniaca (apricot) is the source of this 411-nucleotide messenger RNA. Lineage: Eukaryota; Viridiplantae; Streptophyta; Magnoliopsida; Rosales; Rosaceae. The record is from the annotation of a GenBank genome assembly.
AUGCCUGGACUUAAUUCUCAUACUUCGCCAUUUCCAGCACAUGACCUUGCAUUUCCAGUGCAUGACCUUGAGUUUCCAACACCUGGACUUGAGCCUCCACAUGCAGCUCCUCCACUUACUCUUGCAUCGGGGUUUCAACCACCGCUACGGCGUACCACCACUCGGCCUAGUUAUCUUCAGCAGUAUCAUAUUAACAUAAAAUUACCUUCCAUGUCUCUCCCAUCAUCUAACUCAGCAUCGAUUGAACCCCAAGGUACCAAACAUCCUAUAUCUCUCAUGUCCUUACAUAUGAUCACUUGUCACAACACCAUCGCGUUUUUAGUGCUUCUCUUUCAGCAGUCAAAGAACCCAUCUCUUUUGUUCAAGCAGCUCAUAACCCUCAAUGUCGUCAUGUCAUGGCACAAGAAUUGA